GAUGGUGAGAGAUGGAGGGAGAGAGAGAGGUAGAAAGAGAGAGAGAGGGCGAGGUAGAAAGAGAGAGAGAGGGAGAGAGACAGUUAUACUGCUGUAAAUGCUCAUGUCUGAUAAGUGGACCCCCGACGUGGAUCAUAUGUGACUGUUUCAUGUUUGAGUUUGAGUGUGCACUUUUCUGACAGAAAUACACAUAAAUAAGAAUAAAGUCAUUCUCCCCUCCUGGUUGUGUAUGGAUCUCUUGGAUGAUUUUCAGAAGUGUGAGAUAUAAGGUCUGUAAUGAGGAGUGUGAGAUAUAGCUCUGGAUAAGAGCGUCUGCCAAAUGCCAUUAAUGUAAAUGUAAAUAUAAGGUCUGUAAUAUGGAGUGAGACAUAAGCUCUGUAAUGAUAAGUGUGAUAUAUAAGGUCUGUAAUGAUAAGUGUGAUAUAUAAGGUCUGUAAUGAUAAGUGUGAUAUAUAAGGUCUGUAAUGAUAAGUGUGAGAUAUCAGGUCUGUAAUGAUAAGUGUAAAAUGUGCUGAUGAAUGUGUUUCUGUUUCUCUGAAGCCGGUUUAAGGCCUCGCUGUGUGUGGAAGACAGCUCAAUGUUUCCUAAAGUUUUUCUUCACUGGUGCAUGACCGUGUCACGGUGUGCAGCUCACAUAGAGCCCAGGCGGCAGGGCAAAUUCCAGCCGUUCCGCAGGCUGUUCGGGAAGCGGAAGAAGAAGGAGUCGGAGCUUGGGGUGCAGGAGCAGCUCCGCGCCAGCCAGUCCAACAGAGACCUGAGCCAUGGGCUCACUGCAGAGGAUGAAGCAGCCUGCGGCCAACUGAGGGAUCUGAACAGUCGGUCUCUGUCACACGACAGCAUUUUUGUCCCAGACCCCCCUGGGGAGCCCAGGCUAGCCAUGUCCCAGGACAACGUCUCUGACAAAGUGAGAGACUUGCAGAGGCAGAUCGCCCACAGUAUAAAGUUUGGGCCAAAGCCCCACCCCUCCAGGGAGAGUGAUGGAAGCUCUGAUGAGGAAGACACGCCCGCAAGCCCCCUGCAGGUGGAGGCACAGGUGGAGGCACAGGUGGAGGCAGAGCCGGAGGUGGAGCCAGAGCUAACACAGCAGGGCGGAGCCUCAGCGGUGCGCCCCCCCCGAGUGAAGAGAGCCCCGCCCCCCGGCACCAUCGAGUCCAUAAACCUGGACGCCCUGCCCCUUCCAGGGCCCCGCCUCGACAGCUCCGCUGCCCGCCACAAGCUGUCCGUCAAACCCAAACACCAGCGCGUCUCGCGCAAGCACAGGAGAGCCGCCCAGGAUCUGCAAGAUGUGCUUCACCCUGAAGUUCUUCAGGAGCAGCCAGAACCACAGGCAAGAGCUCCCAGCAUGUCCUGGGGCCACGAGGACCAGUCGGACCACAAACUCCCCCAAGAGUCAAAGAAACAGAAACUACAGGAGGAAGAGAGAGAAGAGAGAGAACAGAGAGAGGUGGGGAGACGAAAAGAGGAGCAACAAAAGAUUGAGGAGGACAGAAACAGAGAAGAAAAGCAAAUUAAAGAAAAUAAGAAAGUAAGAGAGGAGGAGAGACAGAGAGAGGAGGAGAGAAAGAGAGAGGAGGAGCAGGUGGAGGAGAGAAAGAGAGUGGAAGAGAGACAGAGAGAGGAAGAGAGAAAGAGGGAGGAGGAGCAGCAGAGAGUGGAGGAGAGAAAAAGAGAAGAAGAGAGACAGAGAGAGGAAGAGAGAAAGAGGGAGGAGGAUCAGGUGGAGGAGAGAAAGAGGGUGGAGGAGAGACAGAGGGAGGAAGAGAGACAAAGAGAGGAGGCACAAAAGAUGGAGGAAGAGAGACAGAAAGAAGCGGAGCAAAAGAGAGUGGAGGAGAGAAAAAGAGAGGAAGAGAGACAGAGAGAUGAAGAGAGAAAGAGGGAGGAGGAGCAGCAAAGAGUGGAAGAGAGAAAGAGGGAGGAGGAGCGACAGAGAGUGGAGGAAGAGAGGCAGAAGAGAGUGCAGUGGGAGGAGGAAAUGGAGAAGCAGAGGAUGGGAGGACUGCAGGAGAACAGGGGGGGAGGAGAGGAGCGUGUGAGUGAGGCAGAGCUGCAGAUAGAGCAGGGACAGGGGGAGGGCAGCAGGCAGCUGCAGGCUGAGGAGCAGCGCUGGAGAGAGGUGGAGGGUGGGCAGCGACCCUUCACCUUUAAAGUGUCCUCUGGAGAGAAGCAGAUCCUGUUCCAGAAGGUCAACCUGACGCCUGUGAGCCCCGGCCAGCAGAGCUGCACCUCCGACAGCAGGGAGGCGCAGACUCCCACAGGAGGCGCGCUGUACGUGCCCCACACCGCCAUCCUGGUGACCGGAGCCCAGCUGUGUGGCGCGGCUGUGAACCUGGACCAGAUCCGAGACCCGGCCUGCAAGUCGCUGCUGGGCCUGGAGGACCGGAGGGCGGCGGGGCCCCCGGCCCGGGGCCCGGGCAGGACCAGGCUGAAGGAGAGCUGUGCGGAGCAGGCCGGCGCCUCCGUGCUGGCGGAGUGGGCCAGCAUCCGCUCCCGCAUCCUGCGCGGGGUGGAGGGCGCGCCGGAGGCUGGGAGAGACAGGGAGGCGCGGCCCACCAGUGAGGAUCUCAGCCAGAAAUCCGUCUCCCACGGCAACCUCCGCAAGACUCUGUCCGCCAGCGCCAAGUUCUCCAUCACUCCGGCACGCCGGAAAUUUGCAGAUGCCAGCCGGUCCCCCGACCCCCCCUCCCCCGAGCCAGCCCCCGCCGCCGCCCCCCUGCCCAAACCGGGGAAGACCGUCCGCAUUGCGGAUGGCACGGAGGGGUGCGUGUUCGCCAAAGACCUGCCCUCCUUCCUGGUGCCCAGCCCCCCGCCGGGCUCGCCCAAACCCCGCGCCCUGUCCGAGACCCUGAGCCUGGGCAGGGAGGGGGGGGAGGGGGGGGAGGACAAGCCCUCACCGUUCGGCAUCAAACUGCGGCGGACCAACUUCUCUCUGCGUUUCCACGGCGACCAGCCCACGGAGAAGAGGAAGAAGCGCUACAGCGCCGGAGACAGCUUCGAGGGCGUCCCUGCCCCCCUGUCCCCCCCCGACCCCGCCCCCCUGCCCCCCCCCGACCCCGCCGACACCUCCGUGUUCCCCAGCCCCACAUCUCCGCUCCCCAUCCAAUCAGAGCACAGUGACAGGCUGCCUCCGUUUCAGAAACCAGGCGUCUGCCCGAAACCCCCCAGCGUCUCCCCACCCCCCUCUCCUCUCUUCAGAGGGGACCAGAAUGAGGGGGGGGGCACCCACCAGCCGCCCAGCCGACAGGAAGAGACGGAGCUUAAGGAGAAGAGGUCCUUCUUCCCGUCCAUCAACAUUCCCUGGAGGGAGAAAGGAGACAGGAGGGCAGAGCUCCGCCGCGAAAAGCCCUCGUUGCAGAGCAGGCACUCAUUGGACAGUGCCCGGGCGCAGGAGAAGGAGGCGGGGCCUCUGUGGAUCACGCUGGCGCUGCAGAAACAGAAAGGUUUCCGCGAGCAGCAGCUGAGCCGGGAGGAGCGGCGCCACAUGAGGGAGGUGAAGCUGGCGGAGAAACAGGCCAAGGACCGAGAGAGCAGCGCACUCACCAGUCCUACUGAAGCCCAGAGUGGCAGCUCCACACCCAAACUGCCCCCGGAGCAGAGGCCAGAUACACUGCUCACCAAGUUUGAGCGCAGAGAAAACCUGAAAAAGUCCAACACCCUGCCCACUUCAGUCACAGUCGAGAUUGCGGACUCCACCACCUCUCCCCCUGCAGUGAAAGAUGUGACCAAACGCUUCCCUUCCUCCGAUUCCCCGGCUGUGUGUACGGAGCCGGCCUGGCUUGCUCUGGCCAAACGCAAAGCCAAAGCCUGGAGCGACUGCCCCCAGAUCAUCAAGUGAAAUCCUCCCCCCCGAUAUUCCCCAAACACCCAUUCCAGAACGAUCUGCAGUCCUGUCCUCACUCUCUAUUAACUAUCUCUCAUGAGCAGUUCUACAGCCCCGCACUCACACAGCCAUGUUUUGUUCUACACUCUUAAACGGUCGAGUUUGGCUCGGUCCCUGCACAUAUGUAGCUUUGGCUGUUUCUGUACCCUCACUUGGUGCAGAGAGUUGAGAGAGAACAGAGUCCGAGUGUGCUGUAGGAUCAUGAUAAUUGGACUUUGUGAUAAUUGGAGUAAUUGGAUAAUUGG
Conger conger (European conger) is the source of this 4125-nucleotide messenger RNA. It is a transcript of the gene cracd, whose product is annotated as capping protein inhibiting regulator of actin dynamics. The transcript has 9 exons. Lineage: Eukaryota; Metazoa; Chordata; Actinopteri; Anguilliformes; Congridae. Gene Ontology annotation, biological process: negative regulation of barbed-end actin filament capping; maintenance of gastrointestinal epithelium. The record is from RefSeq and is a predicted model, not a curated record. Bases 578 to 3835 code for a protein of 1085 amino acids.